AUCUUCUUCAAUUCGUAGAUCUCAAUCCAAAGCACAGAAAACCCAAAGAGAAACCUCCUCCUCCUCCGUCUCGCCAUAAGCGCACGCGCAUUCCGAUUCUCGCUGUUCGUCGCCAAUUGGGCUGGCGAGCUCGCCGAUGAACAGCAAUCUCCGAAGCAAAUCGCGUUCUUGACGGCCCCGGUGAUUCUCAGUUCAAUCGGAGGUUUAGUUGCCGUUCGUAGAGUUCUUGUGCUCUGAAAGGUCGCCAUGGCUGCGUCGGAGGAGAAUAGUGCGCUGUUUCCUAUUUUCAUUUUGACUAUAAUGGCGCUGCCUUUAGUGCCUUAUACCGUUAUGAAGUUAUGCCGUGCUGCUUCCAAAAAAUCAAAGAUCAUGCACUGCCAGUGUUCGGAAUGCUUGAGAUCAGGGAAGUAUCGCAGGUCAAUAUUCAAGAGGAUCUCCACGUUUUCAACGUGCAGCAACCUGACGUUAGUACUUCUCUGGGUCGUGAUGAUAUUUCUAGUCUACUACAUUAAAAAUAUGAGUGGGGAGAUUCAAGUUUUUGAGCCAUUUAGCAUUCUUGGGUUAGAACCUGGAGCCUCAGAUUCAGAAAUAAAGAAGGCGUAUAGAAGACUUUCAAUUCAAUACCAUCCUGAUAAGAACCCUGAUCCAGAGGCAAACAAGUUUUUCGUGGAGUACAUUUCCAAGGCUUAUCAAGCUCUCACUGAUCCUAUAUCUAAGGAAAAUUUUGAAAAAUAUGGUCAUCCGGAUGGGAAGCAGGGAUUUCAAAUGGGUAUCGCUCUCCCUCAGUUCCUGCUGGACAUCGAUGGUGCUUCUGGUGGAAUUCUUCUACUUUGGAUUGUGGGCGUCUGUAUUCUUUUGCCACUAGUUAUUGCCGUGAUAUACCUCUCAAGGUCAUCAAAGUAUACUGGAAACUAUGUCAUGCAUCAUACACUGUCCAAUUACUAUCGCUUAAUGAAACCUUCUUUGGCCCCGAGCAAAGUUAUGGAGGUCUUUAUCAAGGCUGCUGAAUUCAUGGAAAUUCCAGUCCGAAGGACUGAUGAGGAACCCCUUCAAAAGUUGUUUCUAUUGGUCAGGAGCGAGUUGAAUCUGGAUCUCAAGAACAUCAAGCAAGAACAAGCUAAGUUUUGGAAGCAACAUCCCCCAUUCGUUAAGACAGAAUUGUUGAUUCAGGCUCAGUUAACAAGAGAAUCGGAUUCCUUGUCUCCAGCUUUGGUUGGUGAUUUCAGACGUGUUUUGGAACUUGCACCUCGGCUACUUGAAGAAUUAAUGAAGAUGGCUGUCAUUCCUCGCACUGCCCAAGGACAUGGUUGGCUGAGGCCUGCAGUUGGGGUUGUGGAGCUUUCUCAAUGCAUUAUUCAGGCUGUUCCUCUCAGUGCAAAGAAGACAACUGGAGGAUCUAGUGAAGGCAUUGCACCUUUUCUGCAGCUACCGCAUAUCAGCGAAUCUGUUAUUAAGAGGAUUGCUCGCAAGAAAGUGAGAACAUUUCAGGAGCUUCGGGACAUGUCUCUUGAGGACCGCGCCGAACUGCUCCAGGCAGCAGGCGUCUCCAGCACAGAAGUACAAGACAUAGAGAGAGUUCUAGAGAUGAUGCCUUCUCUAUCAAUAGAAGUUACAUGCGAGACUGAAGGUGAAGAGGGCAUACAAGAGGGCGAUGUGGUCACGAUUCAGGCUUGGGUUACACUCAAAAGAGAUAAUGGACUUGUCGGCGCCCUACCUCAUGCUCCGCGGUACCCUUUUCACAAAGAAGAAAGUUUCUGGUUUCUUCUGGCAGACCCCAACUCCAAUGACGUUUGGUUUUCUCAGAAGUUGAGUUUCAUGGAUGAAGCGGCUGCUGUAAGUGCUGCCUCUAAGGCAAUUGAGGAGACAAAGGAGGGAUUGGGAGCAGAUGCAAAGGAAAAAAGUAAGGCCAUCAGAGAAGCAGUGGAGAAGGUGAGGGGUGGCUCGAGGCUGGUCAUGGGCAAGUUUUUGGCCCCAGUGGAAGGGAACUACAAUUUGAUGUGUUACUGCUUGUGUGAUUCGUGGAUUGGCUGCGACAAAAAAGUGAACUCAAAGGUGAAAGUUCUCAAAAGGACUCGUGCAGGCACUAGGGGCGGCGCUGCACUGGAAGAGGCCAUCGUGGAGGAUGGGAUCGAAGAGGAAGAGGAGAAUGAUGAAGAGGAGUACGAUUACGAGAGCGAGUACAGCGAAGAUGAGGCCGACGAGCAGGACUCGAAAAAGAAGGGCAAGACUGCUAACGGCACGGUGCCUAAGAAGGGCUCAAGUUCGGAAGGCUCGGGGACGGAUGAGGACUGACCACAGUUCAAUAGAAGAGACGGUGUGGAACUUCAUUGUGUACUUUUGACCCCUUCUAGUUACGGCAAGAGUUCUCGAUAGGUCCAGGAUUGAUAGUUAAUUUAUACCGUGGAUAUUGGUUCGAGCCAAAUGAUGAUUACCAAAAGAAUUUUGUU
Molecule: messenger RNA, 2447 nt
Organism: Syzygium oleosum
Lineage: Eukaryota; Viridiplantae; Streptophyta; Magnoliopsida; Myrtales; Myrtaceae
Product: dnaJ protein ERDJ2A-like
Exons: 11
Coding region: 247-2292 (681 amino acids)
Biological process (GO): post-translational protein targeting to endoplasmic reticulum membrane; SRP-dependent cotranslational protein targeting to membrane
Cellular component (GO): Sec62/Sec63 complex
Molecular function (GO): RNA binding; transmembrane protein transporter activity
Source: RefSeq, a predicted model, not a curated record